Caenorhabditis sp. 36 PRJEB53466 is the source of this 1070-nucleotide messenger RNA. NCBI's taxonomy places the organism in Eukaryota, Metazoa, Nematoda, Chromadorea, Rhabditida, Rhabditidae. The record is from the annotation of a GenBank genome assembly.
AUGCAGAUUCUCCUGCUGAUUCUCGGCUUCUCGGCUCUAUUCUAUGCAACCUCAUCGGCUGCUAUUGGAGUAAAAAAAGAGUGUAAGAAGGCAAAGGUAUGUUAAAAUUAUAUAAAGAAUGCUCAGUUUCUGUUUCGUUUUAGGCGUUCGCAGUCGGUACUCGAAGUGCAAACGGUAUUGACGCCGUCGAUUUCGAGGACCGCACUCUCCGCAAGCCUGUCCAGAAAGUCUAUUUCUGGCCGAGUCUCACGGAGUUCGAGAAGAAGGUGCUCCGCGAGGCAUUCUCCCAAAUCGCCAGACGUACCUGCGUCAAGUUCGAAGAGCAGGAGUACAAGCCGUGGUACCACGCGGACCGCUGGGACGCCAAAUCUCCUCACGUUCUCAUCCGCAAAUCCGGAAAGUUCGCCGCUUAUUCGGACGCGGUUGUGGAGGGACUCGUGGAUCGGACGAUCCUCUACGUGGCACAAUCUUCGUUCGAGACGAACAAUUUCAAUCACUCGCGGGGAAUGGUUAUGGACCAGUUGGUGCGGUUCAUGGGAUUGCAGAGGGAGUUGUACAGACCGGAUGCCGUCUCGUAUGUGCAAGCGAUCGGGUUAGUUUAAUGGGUUCGCACUGACAUAAUUGGGGCGAGAAUGAUUUGUGUUCUAUUAUGUUCUUCUGGUUUCUCUAUUAAUGUGAUCGUGAUCGUUUCCAGAGGUGGCGUUCCGAAUCUCGGCACUCCUGACUACAAUCCGAUUCAGCUGACGUGGCCGUUCGAUCCGGAGAGCAUCACAGUUCCGUUGUGGGCUCGCGAGAAGUUCCGUCUAACGCCGUACUGCCCGGCUCGCAACGACGCGGACAUCGGAGCGGGACAGAGAGUCGGACUGCUCACGAAAUGGGACACUGUCAAGUUGAACAGCAUGUACUGCCCCGAUCAGAUCGUUGACGCCGAUCCGACACGUGGACCUUGUGUGGUGCCACGCUCCAAAGAUCUGGACAGCUUCAAGAGACGGCUAUGGGCGUACAAGAGACUGCUGGCAAAGAACAACAAGAAGAAGGUGAAGGUGUCGAAGAAGCACAAGUCUGUGUGA